UAUUGAGGAAUUUUCUUUUUCUUUCGACUCUUUCUCGUUUCCCACAAACAAACACAAACCACAUCUUUGUUAUGGGUUUGAUGUAUCGAACGUUUCUUGAAGGCAGCGUUGUCUAUGCGUGUGGCAAAUGCAGAACCCACUUGGCCACGGACGAGUAUGUGCUGUCAAGGCAAUUUCAAGGCAAAUAUGGAACGGCAUAUCUUUUCCAUCAAGUCGUGAAUGUUAUGCAGGGUGAUGAGCAAGACAGAGCCAUGACCACGGGAUUACACACGAUCAAAGAUGUACUGUGCUCCAAGUGUAAAACCACACUCGGCUGGAUUUACGUGAAAGCGUAUAAUGAUGACAACAAGUACAAAGAAGGCAAAUGUGUUCUCGAAAGCAAACUCUUGGCCGAAGCGCAUUGAAAAAAAGUAAUGAUGAUACGGGCAUGCUGGUGCGUGUACAUAUGUAAAGAGAAGCAGAAGAAAGAAUGUAUAGUAGUGUAUAUUAUAUAUAUUUACAAAACAGAAGCAUAAACCAAGUGAUAGAUGUCGAGUGUGUGUGUGUGUGUGUGUGUGUGUUUGCGUAUAUGAUUUACCAAGAAUUGGCUUGUUCAACUUCCUCUAGUUUUUUCGCAUGCUUGUU
Messenger RNA from Zychaea mexicana, 624 nucleotides. Its product is annotated as Yippee/Mis18. The transcript is spliced from 4 exons. The coding region runs from base 72 to 404 and encodes 110 amino acids. The record is from RefSeq and is a predicted model, not a curated record. Lineage: Eukaryota; Fungi; Mucoromycota; Mucoromycetes; Mucorales; Lichtheimiaceae. Gene Ontology annotation, cellular component: ubiquitin ligase complex.